Molecule: messenger RNA, 2032 nt
Organism: Haliotis rufescens (red abalone)
Lineage: Eukaryota; Metazoa; Mollusca; Gastropoda; Lepetellida; Haliotidae
Exons: 4
Coding region: 207-1511 (434 amino acids)
Source: RefSeq, a predicted model, not a curated record
CAGCGGUCUCGUCGCGUCAUCGUCAUGCGCUUCGCUCGUGGCUUAAAAUAGGUCAGUGGUUGUGCGAGUGGACUUCCUUCUGUAGAUGGAACGAAAAACAUGACACACAGCUUGCCGUGUGAAGUAUUCCUGUUCAAAACGCUUAUUUGUGUAUCCACUGUUAAACAUCUAAUACAGAUUCCUAUUGGAUGACGUAAGUAACAAGGAUGGAAGGCACGGGUAAUCCAUCCAUUCAAACCUGCGAUCGGAGCGACACCGUAAACACGGAAACAAGUGAUCCCGACGAGGAAAAUAUACGCCUCAUUGGAGGUUCAAAAGAACACGAAACGUCAGGCUGCUUAUCGGGUCUACGGUCACGCAUCAGAGGAUUGUCCACAAACGCCAAGAGUAUAAUUCUUGCUAUAUUUGCUUUACUUGGUCAUCUGGUCACAUCGUUGGUGUUGCCUGUGUGGUCGUCGACAUUCACUGCAAUCGGAAGUGAUGCAUUUGUCGGACAGUUGGUUGAUACAGUCUGGGAGCUUCUGAUUUUAUCUUCAGUGUACCUGGCUUGGAAGGUCUUCUUCGACAGGGAGCUGCCUUUGAGGCCAACUGCCACUUUCAAAUCUUUGGUAAUAUAUGGGAUCUCAAAUGCUUUGACUGGAGUCUUCAUCGUCUUUGCCAGCCUUCCAGAAAGAACCCCUCCGUAUUUGCAGUCAAUCAUCGGUUCCUCUCUUAUACCUUUUACAGUCAUUUGUAGAUACAUCAUGCUGAGGAAAGGUGUGAGCCUUAGAAGAGCUGUUUGUAUAAUAAUCGCAAUGAUAGGUCUCUUUAUCACGAUGGAGCCUCGUAUCUGGGGCUUGAAGGGAAGUAGCGGAACCGGAAGUAGCACAGGAAGUGCCACAGUGGUAUCCGCUGUUGGACGAAUUCUUUGGCCCCUUUCAUUUUGCUUUGGAUUCGUCCCUGACGCAGUUAACAGAGUCAUUACAGAACAACAACUGAAACGUCCACAAAUCAACACCGUCAAUUUUCUCGUCUAUGCUCAGCUGUCUGCUUUAGUGUCGGUCAUACUUCUCUUCUGGGCAGAUCUAAUUCCAGGGUUUGGAAAGGCCGACUCGGUCCAAGAUCUGCUGAGUCGAAUAUCUCUGGGAAUGCGCUGUAGUGUCUCCGCGGACGCAUCCUGCCAAAACCUGUCAUUGAAAGUAUGGAUGAUGAUUACCGCUCACUGCGUUGGAUACCUGUUUCACUUUCUGCUGAUCAAGCAUGCAGAGGGAGCAAUCCUGGCCUCGUUAGUUCAAGCUAUGAGAACCCCCAUCGCAUCUAUAUUCUGGACGCUGUAUCAUUACAACGAGGAGUUAGAUGUCUUGUACUGGUCCCCGGAAUUCAACAUCACUACAUGCUUUCUAAUAGGAGGACUUUUUAUUGUGGUGCCAGCUAUGCUUGUUUAUAACGUCUUUAGCAAUGAAGAAAUCCAAAGUGUUUAUAUGAGAGAACGAGAGCUGCAUGUACCGGACAAAGAAAACAUCAACUCAUAGCUAGGAAAAGAUAAGCAGGAGGAUUGUAUGGAGUUCGGAUACAACAGAACUCGGUCAAUAUAUCUGACAUUGCACAUAAAACCACAUCUUCCCGAGCAAGCGUGUCCACUUCUUUCUACCCAUGCCACAUCAAGGCCAUUUUUCUUGGCUCGACCCUGGCGACGCCUGGCGCAAAUCACGAGUUGUGCCCCUUGUUAUGAAAACGCGAUAUCCAAUCAGAUCGCUGUUCUUAUCUUGUAUAGCUUCACAAAGAUGCCGACUACCAUAGGCGACGACCAUGUCGAUCAGAUAAUGAAAACAUUCGCGAGUUCAUCCCAGACACAACAACAUAGGCAAUCGUUGUUAAAAGAUAAAAAAAAGACAUAUUCGUGUCAACAAAGACAGCCACUGGUAAAUCACUUUCAUACAAAAGUGUACCUGUCGUGAAUCAUAUUUAGCACCGGAACGUGGGCUUGAUGAGGCAAGGAUGGAAGGGUGGAAACAAGACAAGGCCAGUUGACAGUAUAAACAUGUUGAUACAC